CUUUGCAGCAAUGGCAACCUACACGUGCAUCACCUGCCGCGUGGCGUUCAAGGACGCCGACGUGCAGCGUGCCCACUACAAGACGGACUGGCACAGGUACAACCUGAAGCGCAAGGUCGCCGAAAUGCCCCCCGUCACAGCGGAGAAUUUCCAGGAGAGGGUCCUAGCGCAGAGGGCCGUAGCAGAGGAGCAGAACAAAAUCACUGCCACUUACUGCACCGUCUGCAGCAAGAGAUUCUCCACUUUCAAUGCCUAUGAGAAUCACCUGAAGUCCAAGAAGCACCUGGAGCUGGAGAAAAAGGCUGUUCAAGCUGUCAGCAAGAAGGUGAAAAUACUGAAUGAAAAGAACCUGGAGAAGGGGCUGGCCUCGGAGAGUGUAGAUAAGGAUGCAAUGAACACAGCUAUUCAACAGGCCAUCAAAGCUCAGCCAUCUUCCUCUCCAAAGAAGCUCCCUUUACGUCCCAGUGAUGCAAGCAGCUCUCCGGUUUCCACGGAAAGCACCAGUUUAUCACAGAGUAGGGAGCGAUCUGAAAAACCUCCGAGGCUACAGUGGUUUGAGCAGCAAGCGAAGAAGCUGGCCAAACAGCAAGCAGAGGAAGAGGAGGAGGAUAUGGAAGAAGAAGGCUGGGAAGAUAUAGACUCCGAUGAAGACAGUGGCUCUGAGGAAGAGAUGGAAAGUGUGGGAGAAGAGGAGGAGGAGGAGCAGGCAGCAGCUGGGAGCUCUCCUGCUGCGGGGGCCAUUCCUGUCACGGACUGCUUGUUCUGUCCCCACCAUUCAAGAUCUCUCAUGAAGAAUGUAGCCCACAUGACAAAAACCCACAGUUUCUUCAUUCCAGACAUCGAGUAUCUUGUUGAUCUCAGAGGCCUAAUUAAGUACUUAGGAGAGAAAGUUGGUGUUGGGAAAAUCUGCCUCUGGUGCAAUGAAAAGGGGAAAUCCUUCUACUCUACAGAAGCAGUACAGGCUCACAUGAAUGACAAAAGCCACUGCAAACUCUUCACAGAUGGAGAUGCUGCCCUGGAGUUUGCAGACUUCUAUGAUUUUAGGAGCAGUUACCCUGAUCACAAGGAAGGGGAAGAUGUGGAGAUGUCUGGAGAGCUCCCAGCAGAUCGAGAGUUGGAAUAUGAUGACGACACCAUGGAACUGAUCCUUCCUUCAGGUGCGAGAGUUGGUCACCGCUCCUUAAUGCGGUACUACAAGCAGCGCUUUGGUUUGUCAAGAACCGUGGCCGUUGCAAAAAACAGGAGAGCAGUAGGCCGGGUGUUGCAGCAGUACAGAGCUCUGGGCUGGACAAGCCAAACAGGGGCAGCCUCCGCUCAGCAGCGUGAUAUGCAGUAUGUGCAGAGGAUGAAGUCAAAGUGGAUGCUCAAGAUGGGAAUGAACAACAACGCUACCAAGCAGAAGCAUUUCCGGAUGCAAGUCAGGUUUUGAGCUCCCCAGAGAGCUCAAAA
Molecule: messenger RNA, 1449 nt
Organism: Tinamus guttatus (white-throated tinamou)
Lineage: Eukaryota; Metazoa; Chordata; Aves; Tinamiformes; Tinamidae
Source: RefSeq, a predicted model, not a curated record